Molecule: messenger RNA, 1775 nt
Organism: Penaeus monodon (black tiger shrimp)
Lineage: Eukaryota; Metazoa; Arthropoda; Malacostraca; Decapoda; Penaeidae
Product: trypsin 3A1-like
Exons: 7
Coding region: 564-1625 (353 amino acids)
Biological process (GO): proteolysis
Molecular function (GO): serine-type endopeptidase activity
Source: RefSeq, a predicted model, not a curated record
ACCAACCCCUCCACCACGACCACGAUCCCUACGACGACCCCCACAACUGUGUCUCCAGGAGUCGUCCAGGGAACCGUUGCCGCGCUGAUCGCCGUCCUCGUGUCAGUCCCCAUCGUCGCUGCAAUCGUCGGGCAAGGAGGGCAAGGGAGCCAGGCUCAGUCGUCACAGCAAUCCAUGCAACUGCCGCCUGCACAAAUGCAACCUCCACCACCACUACCACCACCUCUACCUCCACCUCCACCACCACCUCCACCUCCUCCUGUCCCUCUUCCUCUACCAAUAUUUGCAGUCUCUCCUCUCUGCCUCCACCCGCGGUUCCUCCUACUCCUGUUCCUCCGCCAUCCUUCAACGGAGCUGCAGCGAAAGCUCUGGUGCCCAACUGUGACUCCAAUGGGUACUUGCAAGUUGCAACUCAAUUGCAGACUCUUGCUGCAGGACACACAGGGAGACCUGUGGACCCUGCAGUGUUCGCGCUCGUGGAGACAGUUGCUUACUGUAAGCAUGGCUCAGCACAGGAUGUUCCUCCUUCCUCUCUCGACAUAAUCAGCGGAGGAGGGCCUGGCAUGCUUCAUCCCCCUGAUAAUUAUCCAGGUCUUAGUUAUCCAGGAUUGUUUCUCCAUGGCAACACGACAGUCAGUGGUCACCCAACAGUUCGCCCUCUCCAACAAGCAACAUCACCCUCUGGUGCCACGGGCGUCCUAGAAGCUCCUGUCGAGGAACCUUCAGCAGGGACGACGGAAGCAAUGUUGAUUUCUGCAGAUGUCACACGUGUUCCUCCCGUGGAGACAGUAGAUAAUGAAGAAGAGGAAGAGGAAGAGAAAGACUACGAUUAUAUCAACGGCGACGACAAGAGCCCGACAAGGGUGCCGGAGGGGAAUGACCGCAACAGGUUCUUCUGCGGAGGUGCCCUAAUCACUCCCAGACACAUCCUCACCGCCGCCCACUGCGUCGCCCUCGUGAGGCCCGAAGUGAUCCGACUGGGCGAGCGGGACUUCACGCGGAACACCGAGUCGCAGGCCUUCGACUACCCGGUACAGAGAGUCGUCAUUCACCCGCAAUACAACCUCCUCUUCAACUACUUCGAUAUCGCUGUGAUUGAACUUAGAAAUGAGGUGAGGUUCACUGCCCUUGUGCAGCCUUACUGCCUGCCUGGCUCCACGUUGAUGCUAGAUGGUCGCACUUGCACCGUCUCUGGCUGGGGGACGCGACCCAAUGAGUUUGCUGCAACGCUGCUCACGAGCCUGGAAGUCGAUGUGAAGCCCCUGGAGGAGUGUAAUGCCCUGUAUGCCGAGGCGGGGAGUGUCUUCAAGACCAGCUACCCGCACGGGCUGGACGCCACUCUGCUCUGCGCCGGUGGGGGUACCGGCAAGGAUGCGUGCAGGGGCGACUCAGGCGGACCGCUGGUGCUGGGCGGGGAUGGGCGCGAGAUGGAUGUCGGUGUAGUGAGCGCAGGGCUCGGCUGUGGCGACCCUCGGUUCCCCGGAAUCUACACCCGCGUCGAUGCCUUCCUUGACUGGUUGGAUCUCACGGUGUAUGGCGUGUGCGCCCGGGCGUCCUUCUCGGCACUGCAAGGAGGGGCGGCCGCAGGGAACGGCACGGAGGGUGGGGUGACUGCAGCACUCUAACGCUGAAGACAUGGUAAGGAGCUGCUCCUCAAACGAAAGAGGAAAAGCAGUUCCCCAUUGUUAGCAGAAGGUAUUAUCUGUAGCUUCCUGAAAAAGCAGGAAGACACAAGCCUUUGUAGUACUUUUGGAAAUAUAUUGGAUUUCAUAUUA